This is a messenger RNA of Cottoperca gobio, 2453 nucleotides long. It is a transcript of the gene nadkb, whose product is annotated as NAD kinase b. The record is from RefSeq and is a predicted model, not a curated record. Bases 179 to 1642 code for a protein of 487 amino acids. The transcript is spliced from 12 exons. Lineage: Eukaryota; Metazoa; Chordata; Actinopteri; Perciformes; Bovichtidae. Gene Ontology annotation, biological process: NADP+ biosynthetic process; NAD+ metabolic process. Gene Ontology annotation, molecular function: NAD+ kinase activity.
AUGCGCGUGAGCCGGUCUAUUGGAAACAUCACUCUCCUCUCGGGUUUUACAGUGGCUUGCACCAUUUAGAGUUUGACGGCGCUGUCUGUCUUUAAAUACACGUUUUGUAGCGUCUAAACACACUCGGUCCUUGAUGAAGUAGUAGCGAUAUGAGCAUGUUUGCUUCUUUCUGACAAAAAUGGAAAGCUCAGAGUCCAGUCCAUCAUCAGAGCCACUGGCAGUGCCGGACAGAGGCAUGCAGCUGUCAGAGUCAGCCCGGCCCUCCAAGCACCGGGAGCACCCGUCCAAGUCACCAAGGAGACGACGGAAGGGGACGAGGUCUCAGCGACGGGGGGGUGGUCAUGAACAGCUGCUCUGGGAGAGCGAGCGGCUAAGGUUGCCAGGCCAACACGAGCACUUGGAGCCCUCUGGCUCGGCGAGUGACACAGCGGAAAGCUCUCCUAAGAGGAGAGCCCACUUUCUACAUGGACCGUAUCCAGCCACUCACUUCGGACCCAAAGCCUGUAUUCUUCCCAACCCAACUUCAGUCAUGCACAUCCAGGACCCAGCCAGCCAGCGGCUCACCUGGAAUAAACCUCCUGUCAACGUGCUUGUCAUCAGGAAAAUCAGAGAUCAGAGUCUCGUCGAGCCUUUCAAAGAGCUCUGCAGGUUUCUAGUGGAGGAGAAGCAGAUGAUGGUGUACGUAGAGCGCAGAGUAGCAGAUGAUGCUACGCUGUCAAAGGACGAGGCGUUCGGCUCCAUCCGCAAUCAGCUCUGCACCUUCCGAGAGGGUUAUGAUGAUAUCUCUGACUGCAUUGACCUGAUCAUCUGUCUGGGCGGAGAUGGGACGCUGCUCUACGCCUCCUCUCUCUUCCAGGGCAGCGUCCCUCCGGUUAUGGCGUUUCACCUCGGCUCUCUGGGUUUCCUGACGCCCUUCAAAUUUGAGUCAUACAAGACCGAAGUGGCCAAAGUGUUUGAAGGCAAUGCAGCCAUCACUCUGCGCAGUCGUCUGAAGGUGAAGGUGGUGAAGGACAUGCUUCAUAGGACAGGCCAGCAGCCGCACAGCCGAGAGCAGCAGCCGCAGCAGCAGCAGGAACACAACGGACUCCUUCCUCAUGGACACACCAACAGCGAAGCCGGCAAGGUCACCCUGCAGCUACAGGUGUUGAAUGAGGUGGUGGUGGACCGAGGCCCGUCCUCCUAUCUGUCCAAUGUGGACCUGUACCUCGAUGGACGGCUCAUCACCUCCGUGCAGGGAGACGGUGUGAUUGUGUCCACACCUACAGGCAGCACAGCGUAUGCAGCCGCAGCAGGAGCCUCCAUGAUCCACCCCAACGUACCCGCCAUCAUGGUCACCCCCAUCUGCCCACACUCGCUCUCCUUCAGGCCCAUCGUCGUCCCUGCUGGGGUGGAGCUCAUGAUCACCUUGUCCCCUGAUGCCAGGAACACCGCCUGGGUGUCGUUUGACGGCAGGAAGAGACAAGAGAUCCAGCACGGAGACUGCAUCAAGAUUACUACGUCUUGUUACCCGGUGCCCUCUAUCUGCUGCCAUGACCUUGUGUAUGACUGGUUCGAAAGCCUCGCUCAGUGUUUGCACUGGAACGUACGCAAGAGGCAGGAGCGACUGGAGGACGUCUCCGACUCGUCAGAAACCGAAAACUGAAUUGGCAGUUUUUCUGUCCUACGAUAAAGUCAACGCUCUCCAACACAACACAGGACUGAAAGUGAGCGCAUGUGUCUACCACCAAGUAUUGUUACAUUAGUCCUAUGAUUAGCAUGUUUAAUGUGUGUAAACAGUAUUUUAUAGAUUUCAGAAAGCAUCUCUUCACAUUCCAGUACAAACACAAUCUGUAAUUGUAUCUGUAGUUCACUGGGAGAAAGCAUGCUCCUCACAUAGAAAUGGAAAAACAACAACAAUUGCAGUAAUUUAAAUGAUUGCAAUAUAUUAAUAUUAUGAAUGAUUUUGGACAUCGAGCACUUAAUCCUCAAUGUGAUGGUCAGUAUGUAAGAUCUAGGCUUUACUGGCAUAAAGUUGAGGGGGGUUAUAGAUAAAGAAAACACUGAUAGAUUAAGAGAAAUGACUGUAAAUGUAAAUUUGUACAUAUAAGAUUCUAGGAAAAUGUAUUUAAAGUCAUAUCUGUGAUAUUUAUAUAGAUGGGUGCUUACAAAGACUGAAUUUGAUUUAUAUUACCGAGUCAGCCAAAGACAGGUGUGUGUGUGUGUGUGUGUGUGUGUGUGUGUGUGUGUGUGUGUGUGUGUGUGUGUGUGUGUGUGUGUGUGUGUGUGUGUGUCCUAACAGUAGCUGUAAAGGAGUUUUUCAUCUCUCUUCAAUUUUCUGCCCAAGUUAAAUUCUACAAUCAUCAUGUUGUAGAACAAAACUAAAUAAAAAGGUGGAGAAAUGUCCACAAUCAUGUUUUUAUGUUCAUUUAACUGCUAAUGUGAAAAUAAAGUUUUUGUUGUCUGCUUUGUGUAAA